Molecule: messenger RNA, 5004 nt
Organism: Solea senegalensis (Senegalese sole)
Lineage: Eukaryota; Metazoa; Chordata; Actinopteri; Pleuronectiformes; Soleidae
Gene: smc3
Product: structural maintenance of chromosomes 3
Exons: 29
Coding region: 175-3828 (1217 amino acids)
Biological process (GO): mitotic sister chromatid cohesion
Cellular component (GO): chromosome
Molecular function (GO): protein binding; double-stranded DNA binding; cohesin loader activity
Source: RefSeq, a predicted model, not a curated record
GCCAUUUUCCAUGUUAUUCUCUUUACCCACACAGCCUUUUUACGAAAUUUGAAUGCAACAAUUCGCAAAAUAUUGCUAGGUUUUCGGGCAUUAAAGUCCCAGCUUCUCCUGUUAACCGGAGAGGGGGGAGUUUAACUCAAUUUUCAGCAAAGGAGACGUCCAUCCUACGCUGCCAUGUACAUCAAACAGGUCAUCAUCCAGGGGUUCCGAAGUUACAGGGACCAAACUGUGGUUGACCCUUUUAGUCCAAAGCACAAUGUCAUCGUUGGGAGAAAUGGCUCAGGAAAAAGUAACUUUUUCUAUGCCAUUCAGUUUGUGCUCAGUGAUGAAUUCAGUCACCUACGACCUGAACAGCGUCUGGCCCUGCUCCAUGAAGGAACUGGUCCUCGUGUCAUUUCAGCUUUUGUGGAGAUUAUAUUUGACAACUCUGACAAUCGGCUGCCGAUUGACAAGGAGGAAGUCUCCCUUCGCCGUGUCAUUGGCGCCAAGAAGGACCAGUACUUCUUAGACAAGAAGAUGGUGACUAAGAAUGAUGUCAUGAACCUUCUGGAGAGUGCUGGCUUCUCCCGCAGUAAUCCCUACUACAUCGUCAAGCAGGGAAAGAUCAACCAAAUGGCCACAGCACCCGACUCACAGCGUCUAAAGCUGCUGCGAGAGGUGGCGGGGACACGGGUGUAUGAUGAGCGCAAGGAGGAGAGUAUUUCUCUCAUGAAGGAGACUGAGGGGAAACGAGAAAAGAUCAAUGAGCUGCUGAAGUACAUUGAGGAGCGUCUGCAUACCCUGGAGGAUGAGAAGGAAGAACUGGCUCAGUACCAGAAGUGGGACAAGAUGAGAAGAGCCCUGGAGUACACCAUCUAUAACCAGGAGCUGAAUGAGACCCGCGCCAAACUGGACGAGUUAUCCUCAAAGAGAGAGACCUGUGGAGACAAAUCCAGACAGCUACGUGAUGCUCAGCAAGAUGCCAGAGACAAAGUAGAGGAGACGGAACGUGUUGUGCGGGAGCUGAAGUCCAAAAUCUCCGCCAUGAAGGAGGAAAGAGAGCAGCUGUCGGCUGAACGCCAGGAGCAGAUCAAGCAGAGGACCAAGCUCGAGCUGAAGACCAAGGACCUGCAGGACGAGCUGGCAGGCAACAGCGAACAGAGGAAACGCCUGCUAAAGGAACGUCAGAAGCUGAUGGAGAAAAUUGAGGAGAAGCAAAAAGAGCUGCAGGAGACAGAGCCCAAGUUUAACAUGGUGAAAGAAAAAGAAGAGCGGGGUAUCUCUAGGCUCGCCCAAGCUACCCAGGAGAGAACAGACCUGUACGCAAAGCAAGGACGUGGCAGCCAGUUUACGUCUAAGGAGGAGAGGGACAAGUGGAUUAAGAAGGAGCUGAAAUCUCUGGACCAGGCCAUCAAUGAUAAAAAGAGGCAGAUUGCCGCCAUCCACAAAGACCUGGAGGACACAGAGACAAAUAAAGAGAAGAACCUGGAGCAGUAUAGUAAACUCGAUCAAGACCUUAAUGAGGUCAAGACCCGUGUAGAGGAGCUGGACAAAAAGUACUACGAAGUGAAGAACAGGAAAGAUGAGCUGCAGAGUGAAAGAAACUACCUGUGGCGUGAGGAGAACGCAGAGCAGCAGGCCCUGGCAGCCAAACGUGAGGAUCUGGAGAAGAAACAGCAGCUCCUUCGAGCAGCCACUGGCAAGGCCAUUCUGAAUGGCAUUGACAGCAUCAACAAAGUUCUUGAGCAUUUCCGUCGAAAAGGGAUUAACCAGCAUGUUAUCAAUGGUUACCACGGCAUCGUCAUGAAUAACUUUGAAUGCGAGCCUGCUUUUUAUACCUGUGUGGAGGUGACUGCUGGUACCAGACUGUUUUACCACAUUGUGGAGACGGAUGAAGUCAGCACCAAAAUAUUGAUGGAGUUCAACAAAAUGAACCUGCCUGGAGAAGUCACAUUCCUGCCCUUGAGCAAACUUGAUGUCCGAGACACAGCAUAUCCAGAGACCAACGAUGCUAUUCCUAUGAUCAGCAAACUGCGCUAUAGCGCCCAAUUUGACAAGGCCUUCAAGCACGUGUUUGGAAAGACCUUGAUUUGUCGCAGCAUGGAAGUUUCCACCCAGCUGGCCAGGGCUUUCACCAUGGAUUGUAUAACUUUGGAGGGUGACCAGGUGAGCCACCGUGGAGCAUUGACGGGAGGUUACUAUGAUACCAGAAAGUCUCGCUUGGAGCUGCAGAAAGACAUGAGGAAGGCUGAGGAGGAGUUGGGCGAGCUGGAGGCCAAGCUCAAUGAGAAUCUGCGCAGGAACAUUGAACGCAUCAACAAUGAAAUCGACCAACUGAUGAACCAGAUGCAGCAGAUUGAAACACAACAGAGGAAGUUUAAGGCGUCCAGAGACAGCAUUCUCUCAGAGAUGAAGAUGCUAAAGGAGAAGAGGCAGCAGUCGGAGAAAACAUUCAUGCCCAAGCAACGCAGUCUGCAAAGUCUGGAGGCCAGUCUCCAUGCCAUGGAGUCCACGAGGGAGUCACUGAAGGCCGAGCUGGGUACAGAUCUGCUUUCUCAACUCAGCCUGGAGGACCAGAGACGCGUCGAUGACCUCAAUGAUGAGAUUCGUCAACUGCAGCAGGACAACAGACAGUUGCUGAAUGAGAGGAUCAAGCUUGAAGGUAUUAUGACCAGAGUGGAAACGUAUCUCAAUGAAAACUUAAGGAAACGUCUUGACCAAGUGGAGCAGGAGCUGAAUGAGCUGCGUGAGACAGAGGGAGGCACAGUGCUUACGGCCACAACAUCAGAGCUGGAUGGCAUCAAUAAACGUGUCAAAGAGACUUUGGCUCGAUCAGACGAACUCGAUUCUAUGAUUGACAAGACGGAGGCAGAGAUCAAGGACCACAUUAAGAGCAUGGAGCGCUGGAAGAACAUUGAGAAAGAGCAAAACGAUGCCAUCAACCAUGACACCAAGGAACUGGAGAAAAUGACCAACAGGCAAGGCAUGUUGCUCAAGAAGAAAGAGGAGUGCAUGAAGAAGAUCAGAGAGCUUGGCUCACUUCCUCAAGAGGCCUUUGAGAAGUACCAGACUCUCACACUCAAACAGUUGUUCAGAAAACUGGAGCAGUGCAACACGGAGCUGAAGAAGUACAGCCAUGUCAACAAGAAAGCCCUGGACCAGUUUGUCAACUUCUCUGAACAGAAGGAAAAACUCAUCAAACGUCAGGACGAGCUGGACCGUGGCUACAAAUCCAUCAUGGAGCUCAUGAACGUGCUGGAGCUCCGAAAGUAUGAAGCCAUCCAGCUCACCUUUAAGCAGGUGUCAAAGAAUUUCAGCGAGGUUUUCCAGAAGUUGGUGCCAGGUGGCAAAGCUACGCUAGUGAUGAAGAAGGGCGACGCUGAAGGCAGCCAGUCGCAGGAUGAGAGUGAGAGUGGAGCAGACAGUGAGAGAGGCUCCGGCUCACAGAGCAGCGUUCCUUCAGUGGACCAGUUCACUGGUGUCGGCAUCAGGGUGUCGUUCACAGGGAAGCAGGGAGAGAUGAGGGAGAUGCAGCAGCUGUCCGGAGGUCAGAAAUCUCUUGUGGCUCUGGCUCUGAUUUUUGCCAUCCAGAAGUGUGACCCCGCCCCUUUCUACCUGUUUGAUGAGAUCGACCAGGCCCUGGACGCCCAGCACAGAAAGGCUGUCUCAGACAUGAUUGUUGAGCUGGCAGGCCACGCCCAGUUCAUCACCACCACUUUCCGGCCGGAGCUUCUUGAGUCUGCCGACAAGUUCUAUGGUGUGAAAUUCAGAAACAAGGUGAGUCACAUUGAUGUCAUCACAGCGGAGCAGGCCAAAGACUUUGUGGAGGAUGACACCACCCAUGGUUAAAGUCUUCAGCUCGCCAUCAUCCUCUCUUAUCACCUCCCCCACCUCUACAAUGCACUGCACAGCUCAAAGCCGUUUACAUCUGGGCUCAAAGUCAGAAACACUCAAUCCACCAGCUUUUCUUUUUUUUUAAAAAUGAUAAUCUUAAAGUCAGAUUUUCUCUUGAGGUGGAAUUACAUUUCAUAUUCAUUUUGAUGUUAGCCAUGGCUUACUUUUCACCCCACAAAAAAGAUGGAUUUGUUUAAAUCUCCCUCAGGAGACAUUAGUUUUAUCAUUCUGUCUUGCGAUGCCUCUGUGUGGAUUCAGAAAAUAUCAGUGCAGUGAAACCUGCUGUAAAGUCCUAGUGGGAGAGAGAAAGAGAGCACUUGUAAACCCUUUGUGUUACUGUGAUAAAGGUUUUUUUUUCUUACAAACAAUGGUCGUGAGCUGAGGUUUGGUAAUCUGUCGUUUUGAAAUAAGCUUACGAAGCUUCAGGACCUUUGCGGAGAACAAGUCUUCUCGUGUACAAUAAAAACGCUUUUGAUACGAUUUAGAUGGAGAGAUUGUUUUGUGAAAUCUUAAAGCUCAGUGGGAAUGGGCGGGUCUUAUGUGGGUAGUUGUCGACACCCUUAAAAAACGUUCCUGUUUGCUCUGAGGUUCUUGUAUUGUAUACUCUUUGUAUUCCUGACUCAAUGCUAACAUGUAUCUGUCCUAACCAACCACCAACGGCUCAAAUGUUAUGGCUGUGGUUCCUUUAAUGUAUUGUGUCAUUUCCUGUUCUUUAGGUCAUUUAAACAUGUGAAAGGUUCAAUUCCAUUAGAUAUCCAUUUGGGACAUUAUCACAGCCCGCUGACUUGAUGUUUAAAAAAAAACAUUUUAGAGACUCACAGUUUAAGUCGUAAGCUGUAAAUUGUAAUUUAUCACCUUUUCCUCAUGGAUAUUUAGUUUGGGAUUACACCUCUCAUGUGUUGUGCCUAGUUACAAAUCUGAUUCUUUUUUUUUAUAUAUUAUUUUAAAACUCACAACAAAAAUAAUAAAAAAAAUUUAAACUGUAUGUUGUAUGCAGCAUCCGUGUUGGAUGUGACUUGUAAGGGUCACUAGGUGGUGCUGUGCCCCAGAUACCUUUAUAGUCACAUGGUUCUGUCUCAUGAGGGUUUUUUCUUUUAAGUCUUUUUUAAAUGAAUUCAACUUUGACUUGUA